Strigops habroptila (Kakapo) is the source of this 2633-nucleotide messenger RNA. RefSeq names its product N-terminal EF-hand calcium binding protein 1 (gene NECAB1). Bases 129 to 1121 code for a protein of 330 amino acids. Gene Ontology annotation, molecular function: calcium ion binding. Lineage: Eukaryota; Metazoa; Chordata; Aves; Psittaciformes; Psittacidae. Gene Ontology annotation, cellular component: cytoplasm. The transcript has 13 exons. The record is from RefSeq and is a predicted model, not a curated record. Gene Ontology annotation, biological process: regulation of amyloid precursor protein biosynthetic process.
UUCUCCAGCGACAGGCGAGGCGGGGCGUUCGGCUCGGCCCAGGCACAGCCACGAGCCCGGCCGGGGGGCGGCGGCGCAGGGGGGACGCUGCGGGCGGCGGCGGCAGCGGGAGCUGCUGCGGCGCACGGAUGGCAGCGGAGCCGGGAGCGGGGCUGCGCAUCUUCCGCGAUAUAUUAAGAAGAGCAGACAAGAAUGAUGAUGGGAAACUCUCCUUCGAUGAAUUCAAAGCUUACUUUGCUGAUGGAAUUCUGAGUGGGGAAGAACUACAUGAACUUUUUCACACCAUUGAUACACACAACAAUGACAACCUUGACACAGAAGAGCUCUGUGAAUAUUUUUCCCAGCACUUAGGAGAGUAUGAAAAUGUUCUAUCAGUCUUGGAAGACUUAAACAUAACCAUACUGAAGGCAAUGGACAAAACAAAGAAAGACUAUCAGGAAGCUUCUAAUUUGGAGCAGUUUGUGACUCGCUUUCUUUUGAAGGAAACACUGAACCAGCUUCAGUCCCUCCAGAGCUCCCUGGAGUGUGCCAUGGAAACCACAGAGGAGCAGACUCGGCAGGAGAGACAAGAUCCAGCAAAACCAGAAGUGCUCUCAAUUCAAUGGCCAGGAAAGCACUCAGCUCGGAGGCUGCACAGGAAUAACACCCUGUCACCAAACAGCCCUCGUUUUAGCACAGGUUGGAUGGAGGAAAACGGCCAGUGGAUGACCCAGAUAAACAGACUCCAAAACCUGAUUGACAGGCUGGAAAAGAAGGAUCUAAAGCUUGAGCCAUUUGAAGAGGAAGUUUUGGAAGAAAAUGCAAGAUCUCACAUAAUGAUUGUUCAACGUCAAAUGUCUGUGGUAGAAGAAGAAAUUGAGGAAUUUCGGCUUGCCCUGAAGCAGUACGUAGAAUCUGCUUCUACUCAGGGUGGCUGCCUGCAUGUUUCCAUACAGAAGCUUCCAAGUGAUUCCCGCUUCAUUGUUUAUGAGUUCUGGGAGAACAGCAAUGCCUGGAAUAGACACCUUCAAAUGACUUACAGCAAAACAUUCCAAAGAAGUAACGUGGACUUCUUGGAAACUCCAGAGCUCAUGACAACAAUGCUAGUCCCUGCAUCAUGGUGGGUCCUCAAUAACAACUAGAAGCUGUGGUUCCAAGUAAUGUUAAAGUUGCAUUGUCAUUCAUUGCAGUAACAUUCAUACAGCAGUGUCCAGGUGUGCCUGGUUAUGAAUUUACAAUGUGAUAUUGUUUGUUAUUUUAGAUGUGACCUUUUCCACUUUAAAAUAUGGAAAACUGCACAUGUAUUACCUUCUCUUCUUGUGACUAGUUCAGUGAAAUGAUGCAUCCUAAAGGCUGAAAUAAGACAACUAUGCUAAACUGUUUAUUGUGUAUAUUCAGUCAAAACUGUCACAGAGAAGUGCAUCUUGGUUGGUACAAUUAAAUAUUUGUGAAAAGUUUUAGUCUUGCAUUAAUACACAAUUGUUACUUAAUGCUGCUGUUUUCUCCUAUUACAGAAGAAACAGAUAUGAACAUGAACUCACAUUUUCAUACAUCUUAUGCUUGAGAGUUGUUGUUAAGUCAUUAAUUAGGAGAAUAAACAUAGGGACACCUUUCUGUGUUAACAGAGAACUUCACACAUACAGGAUAUUUUCUGCCUAGGAUAAGACAAGGCAGUACCAUUUUCUCUUCAGCCUCCAGCCCCACCCUUACAAGAGGUGAGGGCUUGCCUGUCUGUCAAGCCACUAUAAAUCCACAGACUAAACAUCUCAUGACCAAUUUGCUUUGAACGCUAUGUCCUGACCACUCAGAAGAUAUUUUCAUUAGAUUACUGAAUCAAACCCUUUGCCAAUGAACUCAGUGGAUCCUAGAUUCUCUAUGCAAAUGUGGAUGUCAGAAAAUGACAGGUGCCCAUGUUAAAGACAAAUUUCACCUGUAAAUCUUCUUACAGUAACUCAGCAAAAGUGAAUGCUUUUAAUAUUUAAGUCCAAAGCUUUCCCAGAUUGACAUGAUCCAACUACAGAUCUCUUAAUUUUCAAAAAGGCACCCAAAUAGCCGUAUUACACUCACAAAAUUACAUACCAGUGGAAGUUUGAAGGUUUCUUGUCUUUAGCAAAGUAAAACUACUCAUACUCCUCAAGAUCUGGCUGGCUUUUUUCCUAUGCCAAGAUUCCACUCUACUGUAUGGGAUGUUUUCUUUUGUCACUACUCAUCUACAGACAAAGGAAAUACAGUGAUAUGUGACUCUGCUGCAGGGUACAUCUGUGUGAACAGAGACACACUACACUGAGUACACUGAGGUUUAUGGCAUUUUUCCUUUUCAUUGGAAAAACUGUAUUAAAAUUAUUCUUAAAUAACCUGCUUUAGAAUUCCAUAUCAAUUAGGUGUUGGGGGGGAAGGAAAGUCCUAGUAGUUCGUAUGUCCUUCUAACAGUUACUCUGCUUUGUAUAUUUACUAGUAAAUAUCCUGGUUUCAGCUGGGAUAGAGUUAUUUCUGUGUGCUGGGCAUCAAUCAGUGGUGGUGAGCAAUUUAUUGGUUUUUUUGAAUUUUCAUUGCUCCUUUUUUUGUUGUUCCCUAUUAUUUAUCAAUAUUGUUAUUGUUGUUAUUAUUUCUAUUAUGACUAUAUUUUACUUUAGUUAUUAAACUGUUCUUAUCUC